Messenger RNA from Drosophila obscura, 852 nucleotides. It is a transcript of the gene Ser8, whose product is annotated as trypsin alpha-3. The transcript has a single exon. The record is from RefSeq and is a predicted model, not a curated record. Gene Ontology annotation, molecular function: serine-type endopeptidase activity. Lineage: Eukaryota; Metazoa; Arthropoda; Insecta; Diptera; Drosophilidae. The coding region runs from base 39 to 818 and encodes 259 amino acids. Gene Ontology annotation, biological process: proteolysis.
ACUUAGCCAUUGAAUGCCAGAGAGAGCGCCCCAGAGAAAUGUUCUUUCAAUUCGCCACCCUGCUAGCCAUACUGGCCUCCUCGUAUGGAGCUGUGAUACCCACGGGCUUGGAGCCACACUCGCCGCUGAGUGGCAGGAUCGUAGGCGGAACGAAGACCUCCAUUGCAGACCAUCCCUGGCAAGUGUCGCUGCAGCGUUCGGGCUCCCAUUACUGCGGCGGAUCUAUCCUCAGCAACACCAUCAUUGUGACCGCCGCCCACUGUCUGCUGUCUCCGGUCACGACCUCCAACCUCAAGGUGCGAGCCGGCACCAGCUACAAGAACCUGGGCGGGUCCCUCGUCCAGGUGGCCGCAUUCCGGGUGCACGAGGAAUACAGCGCCAGCUCGAAGAUGAACGACAUCGGAGUGAUUCGCCUAAGGACCAAGCUCACUCUGAGCUCCACCAUCAAGACAAUCGAACUGGCCACCUCCGCGCCUGUCCAUGGAGCAGCAGCGAGCAUUUCCGGCUGGGGAUCGACCUCGUUCUCGGGAUCCUCCUCUUCCCAGCUGCUGUACAUCGACACGCGCAUCGUUGGACGGUCCGAGUGCGGCAGCUCCACCUACGGCUAUGGGGGCCUCAUCCGGGAGACCAUGAUUUGUGCGGCGGCUGCCAACAAGGAUGCGUGCCAGGGUGACUCGGGCGGACCUCUGGUAUCCGGGGGCCAGCUCGUGGGCGUCGUCUCUUGGGGUCGCGAAUGCGCCCUCGCCAACUAUCCCGGAGUGUUUGCCGAUGUGGCAGCCCUCAGGGAAUGGCUGCUGGCAGCCCAAAAUACUGUGUAGUGCAAAAUAAUAUAAAAUCUCUUCUCAAAUGCAA